This is a messenger RNA of Schizosaccharomyces osmophilus, 1872 nucleotides long. RefSeq names its product DNA-binding forkhead transcription factor, meiotic Mei4 (gene mei4). The coding region runs from base 1 to 1872 and encodes 623 amino acids. Gene Ontology annotation, biological process: regulation of transcription by RNA polymerase II. The record is from RefSeq and is a predicted model, not a curated record. Lineage: Eukaryota; Fungi; Ascomycota; Schizosaccharomycetes; Schizosaccharomycetales; Schizosaccharomycetaceae. Gene Ontology annotation, molecular function: DNA-binding transcription factor activity, RNA polymerase II-specific; RNA polymerase II cis-regulatory region sequence-specific DNA binding. The transcript has 2 exons.
AUGGUCCAUAUUGCUAUAUCGUAUAUUGAUUGUUUAUAUUCAACGCUGAACCAGCCUUCUACGUAUACUGUCCUUUACCAACAUCGGGGAGUCUAUCAAACCAUAGAAGAACAGAAGUUCACAAUUGGACUAAUGAGUGAUAAACGGAAACCGUUAGGUAUUCAUGGUGCUAAUAAUGAAAGGGUAAAUCCAACGCUGGAAACAACCUCAAACUUUGACAAAACUGAAACUUCUAUCCCUUUGCUUAAGCAAGAGCUUUGUGAGAACCUCGAAUCUGAAGUCGAAGAAAACAAGGAGAAUUUGAACAGCGAAAACAUUCGCCAAUUGCUUUUCGGAGACGAAAUCGCAGGAUUUGUUGACACUGGAGAGAAACCACCAUGUUCCUAUGCUACAUUGAUAGGUUUAGCUAUUCUUCAAACCCCAGACAGACAAUUAACUUUGAAUGGUAUUUACACGUGGAUUCGAAAUACCUUUCGCUACUACUUAAACCAUGAUGGAGGCUGGCAGAAUAGCAUUCGACACAAUUUAUCAUUGAAUAAAGCCUUUUUGAAGGUUGGGAAAAGCAAAGGAAAGGUAUCAAAAGGUCAUUAUUGGACAAUUGAUCCUGAGUAUGUGCAAGGGUUUGUCAAUAUUAAAUUAAACCGCGGAGGCUCCUCAGAUUCAAACUCUAAAAAGCGGACCUCUUCAAGGAGUAAUGAUCUUAAACCAUCUUUAAAACGGGACAACUCAUUCCCUCGUAAAAGAACACGGAUCAAUGCAUUCAAAUCUGGUGGUUCCUCAAACGCAAACGCUUCAGCCUCUAAACCUCCACUUACUAAAAGUAAUACGGAACCAGCAUUGCCCUUAAACUAUGACCAUGGUUUGAAACAAACAAACAAGUCACCACUUACUUUAUCAUCUGCUUCAAACAUAAACAAAGCUUCUGAACCUUCUCUCACUGAUCUAAAACAACAAGAACAUUCUAAUUCAUCUGAUCAACCAUUUUAUGAUAACAAUGAACCUCCAUUCUCCCAACUUUCAUCCUACCAGGACUAUUCCCUCAGUAGCUUUGCUGAUGAUGAGCAACCCUAUUUCCGCCAAGCGUUUUCCUCUAACGACAUUUCCUAUUCAACAAAUACAGAAGAUGUCUUACAAGCUGAUUUUCCCGUUUCUCAGCAACAAAAUUUAGUAACUUCGUAUGUUGCUUCUCCGAAUUCUCAUUCACCUCAAUAUCUGUCAAAAAGGAUAUCAACCCUGACCUGUCCUUCUCGGUUUUUUGACUACCCUGGAUGUCCUUCUUUCCAUCGUACUGAUACUUCUUACUCUGCCCCAGACGCCGUCUAUCCAUCCAGUUACAAUUCUAAUAAUGCCACCGAAAGUCCCUGUACCAAAGUAUCCCCAAAUAGCCCGGCAACUUCCUUAAAGAAGCAUCGAGAGCAUGUGAAAUCCUUACUUUGUCCUAUGGAUUUAGCACCGCCCCUUGAUGGUUCUGAUCCAUGGAACACGUCCAGCCAAUUAUUUUCUGAAUCUUUGUUCGACCAUCAUUCUUUUCAGUCUUCACUCGACGAUUUGGUUUCGGCUGCUUGUUUUCAAAACAGCCCAGAAACAGUCAUCGAAUCUAGUAAUGCUAAUGACUCUGGUUCAAUUGCUCCCACAUCUUUAUAUUCUUCUCAAAUACUAAAACAAGGGAACGACUCAUUUGAACAAACAUCAGACGACUCAAUUGCUGAGCAAUUAGCGUACGAAAGUAAGACGAAGGAGAUUCCCUCUUGCUCUAAGGCAAGGCAAAAUGCAAACAAGGUUGAAGAAUGCUCUGGUAGCAAUUUUGAACAUUUAGAUGAAGCAGAUAAGCAACUGCUACGCCUGGGUUCGGAAAUUAAUGAUUUUCGAUGA